Messenger RNA from Rhizopus microsporus ATCC 52813, 1587 nucleotides. Its product is annotated as putative inositol-3-phosphate synthase. Gene Ontology annotation, biological process: inositol biosynthetic process; phospholipid biosynthetic process. Gene Ontology annotation, molecular function: inositol-3-phosphate synthase activity. Gene Ontology annotation, cellular component: cytoplasm. The record is from RefSeq and is a predicted model, not a curated record. The transcript has 2 exons. The coding region runs from base 1 to 1587 and encodes 528 amino acids. NCBI's taxonomy places the organism in Eukaryota, Fungi, Mucoromycota, Mucoromycetes, Mucorales, Rhizopodaceae.
AUGGCCCCUUCUACUGAUACUACAACUACUACAACUACUAAUAACACUGCGAUCACUCCACACUUGAUCAAAGUAAACUCACCUAAUGUCACGUACACUGAUGAGCACAUCUUGAGCAAGUAUUCUUAUUCAAACACUUUAAUCACCAAACAGUCCGAUGGGUCCUUAUUGGCUGAACCUACUGAAACCUCAUUCGAUCUCAAGACUGACUGCAAAGUACCUCGUCUUGGUUUGAUGAUGGUCGGUUGGGGUGGCAAUAAUGGAUCUACCUUGACAGCUUCCAUUUUGGCUCACAAGAACGAUAUCUCUUGGCGCACCAAAAGAGGAAUUCAAAAACCCAAUUACUUUGGCUCUGUCACUCAAGCUUCCACUGUCCGUUUGGGCGUAGACGCCGAGGGAAAUGAUGUCUAUGUCCCUCUGAACAAGGUCUUGCCUAUGGUCAACCCUACUGAUUUUGUCAUUGGUGGUUGGGAUAUCUCAGGUAAGAACUUGGCUGAUGCCAUGGAACGUGCUCAAGUGCUCGACUAUGACCUUCAACGCCAAGUGGCCGAUGAGAUGCGUCAGAUGGUACCACUUCCUUCUAUUUACUAUCCUGACUUUAUUGCUGCCAAUCAAUCUGACCGUGCUGAUAACUUGAUCCCUGGCGAAGACAAGCGUGCCCAUGCUGAUCAAAUCCGUAAGGACAUUCGUGAUUUCAAGGCAGCCAACCAUUUGGACAAGGUCGUUGUUAUCUGGACAGCCAAUACGGAAAGAUAUGCUGAGCUGUUGGAAGGUGUCAAUGACACGGCUGAUAACUUUUUGAAGUCAGUCAAUGAAUCUCAUUCCGAGAUUGCUCCUUCUUCCAUCUUUGCCUUGGCCUGUAUUGAGGAAGGCGUUCCUUUUAUCAAUGGUUCUCCUCAAAACACUUUCGUUCCUGGCCUUGUUCAAUUGGCAGAACGUCACCGCGCUUUCAUUGGCGGUGAUGAUUUCAAAUCUGGUCAAACCAAGAUGAAGUCUGCCUUGGUUGACUUUUUGGUCAAUGCUGGUAUUAAGCCUGUGGCUAUCACCUCUUACAACCAUUUGGGUAAUAAUGAUGGUAAGAACUUGUCUUCUCACAAGCAAUUCAGAUCCAAAGAAAUUUCCAAGUCUACUGUUGUUGAUGAUAUGGUCGCUGCCAACCAUAUUCUUUACGAAAAGGAUGAGCACCCUGAUCAUACUGUUGUCAUCAAGUAUGUUCCUUCCGUAGGUGACUCUAAGCGUGCCCUGGAUGAGUACGAAUGUGAUAUCUUCAUGGGCGGUCGUCAAUCCAUCUCUCUAUAUAAUGUCUGUGAAGAUUCCUUGUUGGCUUCUCCCUUGAUCAUUGAUCUUGUUGUCAUGGCUGAGUUGAUGACUCGUAUCGAAUACAAGACGGGUGAAAUGACCAAGUACAGCUCUUUCCAUAGUGUCUUGUCCAUCUUGAGUUACAUGCUCAAGGCUCCCAUGGUUACUCCUGGUACCCCCGUUGUCAACGCUUUGAGCCGUCAACGUUCAGCUAUUGAAAACCUCUUUAGAGCCUGUAUUGGCUUGUCUCCCAAUAACGAAAUGGGUUUGGAACACAAGAUUUGGUAA